AUGCAUAAUAUCCUAGUAUGUCAGGAUAUGCUCAAGCACUACAAAAGGAAAAAUCAACCAGCAAGAUGCACUUUAAAGGUGGAUUUGAAUAAAGCAUAUGACUCCCUCAGUUGGGACUUCAUUCAGAGCUUGCUUGAGGGAUUAAAGUUCCCUAUACAGUAUGUAAAAUGGAUCAUGGAGUGUAUAUCUAGUCCAUCCUUCUCAUUAACCAUAAAUGGCUAUACUUGUGGAUUCUUUGCAGGAAAAAGAGGGUUAAGGCACUUAUCCCCUUUGUUAUUUGUAUUGGUCAUGGAAUAUUUUACUAGAAUCAUGAAGAAGAUGUGUAAGAAAGAGAUGUUUAAUUUUCAUUAUCAUUGUAAACAACUUGGAUUAACUCAUUUAAUCUUUGCCGAUGACCUCAUGCUGUUUAGUAAAGGUGAAGUCAAAUUAGUUGUCAUGCUUGUGAGAUCUCUUAAAGCUUUUGCUAGAGCCUCUGGAUUAAAUGCAAGCUCGGAAAAAUCUGCAAUAUACUAUGGCAAUGUGAAGGAAGAAGUUCAGACAAGGAUAUUUCAAAUGACAAAAAUCAGCAAGGGUGAAUUCCCAUUCAGACCUAAGAAAUAUGGAGGCUUGGGUGUUCAAGAUUGUCAAGUGUGGAAUGAAGCUGCAAUAGGGAAAUAUGUGUGGCAGGUGGUCAGAGAGGAUGUGCUAUGGAUAAAAUGGGUGCAUUGUAUUUAUAUUAAAGAUGGGAACCUGUGGGAGUAUAAAGCUCCAGGGAAUGCUAGCUGGGUUUGGAAAACCAUAUGUAAAAUGAAGGAAAAAUUCAAGGCAGCAUAUACUAGGGAUCAGUGGAAGGAUGGCACUAAGAAAUACACUAUAAAGGAGGGUUACCACUGGCUGAAGGGUCAACAGGUGGAAGUGGAAUGGCAUAGAUGGGCAAGAAACAGAAACAUGCUCUCAUCUGUUUUUCAAAUGUCCUGUAAGCAGCAUUAUAUGUCAAGGAGUUAUGAGGUGGAUAGGAGUGAAGAAAUAUCCUCAGGAACACUUCUACACGAGUUGGAAGAGAUGGGGCAGAAAGUUUAG
Molecule: messenger RNA, 1059 nt
Organism: Beta vulgaris subsp. vulgaris (sugar beet)
Lineage: Eukaryota; Viridiplantae; Streptophyta; Magnoliopsida; Caryophyllales; Amaranthaceae
Exons: 3
Coding region: 1-1059 (352 amino acids)
Source: RefSeq, a predicted model, not a curated record